Molecule: messenger RNA, 666 nt
Organism: Spizellomyces punctatus DAOM BR117
Lineage: Eukaryota; Fungi; Chytridiomycota; Chytridiomycetes; Spizellomycetales; Spizellomycetaceae
Exons: 4
Coding region: 55-444 (129 amino acids)
Source: RefSeq, a predicted model, not a curated record
CGCUGAUCCACUCAUCUGGCAUAUCCUUCAUCAAGUUUCUCUUUCGCUGGAGACAUGGCCUACUUCAUGAUCGCUGGACGAGCAAAUGAUCCCGAAUAUGCACGGGCUGAAAUGCUUGCCCAUCAUCUCAAUAUCAACCUCCCUUCUUUCCAUAUCACUCUUCUCCCCCAACAUCCUGACGAUUGGCCAGACUAUGCACGUCAGAUAUUCAUCCAAAACGGGUGGGCAAACCGUAUGGCCCACGAUCGGACAUUCAAGACUCCGGAAGGACUGGAACAGAUGGUCUGGCGAGAAAGUGGCGAGUUGAUAGGCGAUACAAAAGAUUUCUUGAAAUUUAUCAAGCAAGCAUAUGAUCAAGAAUACAAUCUUGAUGAUGGCACGCUAGCGGAUAUUGCAAAAGAGAAUUACGAAGAGCUAUUGGCGAGUAAGCAGGCUAGUAAGUAGAGAUAGAAGUAGUAGUAGAUGAGGUUAGCGAAGUGUUGUCACCUCUGGAAUACUGUAUAGCAUUGCUGGAAACUGGUGCAUGAAAUGGGAAUUUUCUCAUAGUGACGAUUAGAUAGAUACAAAACAGAAGCGACAUCUAAGCAGAUACCAUCACAUACAAAAAGGUACAGCACCAUACGAAUCGUUAUAAAAAGGUUACUAAACAUUGCUACCUACACUGUC